Messenger RNA from Ctenopharyngodon idella (grass carp), 804 nucleotides. RefSeq names its product relaxin 1 (gene rln1). Gene Ontology annotation, cellular component: extracellular region. The coding region runs from base 98 to 526 and encodes 142 amino acids. NCBI's taxonomy places the organism in Eukaryota, Metazoa, Chordata, Actinopteri, Cypriniformes, Xenocyprididae. The transcript is spliced from 2 exons. The record is from RefSeq and is a predicted model, not a curated record. Gene Ontology annotation, molecular function: hormone activity.
UCCGAGUUCGUAUAAAGUCUCCGUGAACUGAUAGAGAAUCAUCAGAAACCAGCAGCUCGAGAAACUUCAGCGGUUUUUCUUUUAUAAAAUCACAUUAAUGUUCUUGACGAUGUUUCGAGUGUUUUCGGCUGUUGUGCUGGUGUGUGUGUGCAGCGUGUGUGUGUGUGAGCGCGCGGAGCGGGCGGAUUUACCGAGAGACUUCGGAGUGAAACUGUGCGGGCGCGAGUUCAUCAGAGCCGUGAUCUUCACGUGCGGAGGAUCCCGGUGGAGGAGAUCCGACACACCUCACAGUCACUGGCUCCUGGACUCGUAUCUGGACCGGGACGCUGCGCCGGGCCCGGAUGAAGGUGUCCCGCUCUUCUCGUCUCUCUCAGAGCUGCUGCGGGUCGUACAGACGGCUGCGGACGGGGAGCCGAGCGCGAACUGGCCCCGUCCUGACCGGAGCAAGAGGAACUUCUCUCUGGGACUGGCGGGAAUGUGCUGUAAUCAGGGCUGCACGAAAAACGACAUCGGUCGCCUGUGCUGAGAAUCACUGAUGAUGAUGAUGAUGAAGGACUCACACUGAACUGUUAGAUCCGUCCCACUGCUUUCAUUUGUAUUUAUUUCCUUUGACCUCAUUAAUAAACGUCAACGUCUUGAUUGCAACUUUCAUGUUUUACUGCCAAUGAUUCAUGAAUACACAAGAAUCUCCAAAUGAAUAAAGGCAAACGCCAUGAGAGCCAUGAUUUUACUCUGCUGUACCGCAGUAAAACCACCUCGUUACAGUAUUAAUCAGAAUAAACAAUUCUUCUGUUGUGAAUGAAA